This is a messenger RNA of Penicillium diatomitis, 234 nucleotides long. RefSeq lists its product as uncharacterized. The transcript has a single exon. NCBI's taxonomy places the organism in Eukaryota, Fungi, Ascomycota, Eurotiomycetes, Eurotiales, Aspergillaceae. The coding region runs from base 1 to 234 and encodes 77 amino acids. The record is from RefSeq and is a predicted model, not a curated record.
AUGGCUCCCAAGUCGUUAUGGACAACAGCGAGACCCCUAGUACUCGACGAACUGGAAGCUCGCGCGAGUGAUCUCGCAUCGGCUCACGGACGCGAUGUCAUUGCCCCAGGCGAGCCCAUCCAGAAGAUGGAGUUGAUCCUGAGACACUUGGCCCAGCGACUGAGCAAGACGAAUGCUUCAGCCUCAUUCUUGUCAUCCCCGUCCACCCGCAAGACCUCUAAGUGGCUCUGGUAG